CUGUAUUUACUGUAAUUGUUUUCUUUUAAUUAUAACCUCAAAAAAACGUUGAGCAAAUACUUGUUCCAAUAUAUUUCUAUAUUGAUUUUGUAGGUGUUAUAUAUUUAGAUUUAAAUAUUGAAUAAUCGAAAGAAUGGCUUCAAAAGAAGGCGAAAAAGGGAAGGGUAGCCAAAGCGCAGGGGACAAUAAAGAGAAACGUCGAAAGGAGUCUAUUCUUGAUCUCAGCAAAUAUUUAGAGAAAAGCAUUCGUGUUAAAUUUGCCGGCGGUCGCGAAGCGGCUGGUAUACUAAAAGGCUAUGAUCCCUUAUUGAAUCUUGUACUGGAUAAUACUACAGAGUUUCUACGAGAUCCUGAUGACCCUUAUAAACUGUUGGAGGACACAAGAGCAUUAGGUCUUGUGGUCUGCCGUGGCACAUCAGUAGUGUUAAUAUGUCCCAUGGAUGGCAUGGAAGCCAUACCAAAUCCUUUCAUUACUCAAGAGGGAUAAGUGUAUGAGACUUUUGCUUUAAUGAUUUUGUAAUUUGUAAGUUAUAUUAUAAUUAAAUAAUUUUAAGGAGA
Messenger RNA from Galleria mellonella (greater wax moth), 558 nucleotides. RefSeq names its product U6 snRNA-associated Sm-like protein LSm7 (gene LSm7). Gene Ontology annotation, cellular component: Lsm1-7-Pat1 complex; U6 snRNP; catalytic step 2 spliceosome. The coding region runs from base 134 to 487 and encodes 117 amino acids. The record is from RefSeq and is a predicted model, not a curated record. The transcript has 3 exons. Gene Ontology annotation, biological process: nuclear-transcribed mRNA catabolic process; mRNA splicing, via spliceosome. NCBI's taxonomy places the organism in Eukaryota, Metazoa, Arthropoda, Insecta, Lepidoptera, Pyralidae. Gene Ontology annotation, molecular function: RNA binding.